Messenger RNA from Theobroma cacao (cacao), 2635 nucleotides. RefSeq names its product Major facilitator superfamily protein (gene UNE2). Gene Ontology annotation, molecular function: transmembrane transporter activity. Gene Ontology annotation, biological process: transmembrane transport. Gene Ontology annotation, cellular component: membrane. The record is from RefSeq and is a predicted model, not a curated record. Lineage: Eukaryota; Viridiplantae; Streptophyta; Magnoliopsida; Malvales; Malvaceae.
UUAGGUAAAGGUGUCUGAAGAAAUUGCUUUAUUAGAGCAUUAUGGCGACAGGCAAACUUACCCCACUGUUUUCCGCCCAUUGCCAUUUGCCAAUGCGUAACACUCCGCAACCCGGAGAUGCCAUUUGUGUUUCACUCUGUGGCCUAAAAGAAGCACCCACCUCAGCCCAGAUCCUCCCCAAUUCCCUUUCACUGGAACAUGUUUCUAUCACUUCAUCCUGUUCUAAUUACAGAAAGAAAAGCAGUAAAUGAAAUCUUAGUCAUCCCAUAGCCCCAACAAUCUUGAUCCUUGAAUGGUUAGAUCCCAAUUCUCAAAUUUCCCAGAUUAUCUAUAGCGGACCGCUUCCAGAUCGGACAAAGUCCACGAUUUCGUCUAUGUGUUACACGUAUCCCACACAGCCUCCAUUUGUCCAAUCCCAUCCCCUCAGAGGAGGCCACCUGUCCGUCACCAUAUAUCCAGUUUCAACUACCAAAAAUAUACUACUAAACCUCUUAAAACUAAGCAUCUGAAUAUUCUAAACUGAAGUUUUGAGGUCUGACAGCCACGAAACAAGUCUACGUUACUUUCCAAUCUUCGAAGAAAACAGAAAAAACAAACCAGGGACAAGAAGAAGAACUCAGCUGUCUGUCAGCGCAGCGGGAGGGAGGAGAAGCAGAAGCCAGAAAGAUGAAGGCAGAGACUUUGACUCUGGUCCUGGUAAACUUGGCUGGGAUCAUGGAGAGAGCAGAUGAGUCAUUGUUACCAGGCGUUUACAAGGAAGUUGGUGCGGCCCUUCACACGGACCCAACCGGACUCGGGUCUCUGACCUUGUUCAGGUCUAUUGUUCAAUCCUCUUGUUAUCCAAUAGCUGCAUACCUGGCUGUGCGUCACAACCGAGCUCAUGUGAUAGCUCUAGGUGCGUUUUUAUGGGCUGCUGCUACCUUUCUUGUAGCCUUCUCCUCCACUUUCUUUCAGGUGGCCAUAUCUAGAGCUUUAAAUGGAAUUGGCCUUGCUAUAGUUGGACCUGCAAUCCAGUCCCUUGUUGCUGACUCUACAGAUGACAAUAACCGUGGUAUGGCUUUUGGUUGGUUACAACUCACAAGUAAUCUUGGAUCAGUUAUUGGUGGAUUUCUUGCAGUACUAAUAGCUCCGAUAACAUUGAUUGGUAUCCCUGGUUGGAGAAUUGCCUUCCAUCUAGUUGGACUAAUCAGCAUUAUGGUUGGUAUUUUGGUCUACCUCUUUGCCAAUGAUCCACACUGUUCAGAUAGUGGUAGAAAAUCUAGCCACCAAAUUUCAAAUAGAUCCUUAUGGUCUGAGGUGAAGAGCCUAGUUCAGGAAGCCAAAACAGUUAUAAAGAUUCCAUCAUUCCAAAUUAUUGUGGCUCAGGGUGUUACUGGUUCGUUCCCCUGGUCUGCAUUGUCAUUUGCACCUAUGUGGUUGGAGUUAAUUGGAUUCUCCCACAAGAAAACUGCAUUCUUAAUAGCCCUGUUUGUCAUUGCUACUUCUGUGGGCGGCCUAUUUGGGGGUAGAAUGGGAGAUUUCCUUUCCACACGUCUUCCAAAUUCCGGAAGGAUCAUUCUAGCUCAGAUAAGCUCAGCAUCAGCCAUCCCUCUAGCAGCAAUACUCUUACUUGUUCUACCUGAUGAUCCGUCCACAGGUGUGAUGCAUGGUUUGGUCUUAAUUAUUGUAGGGUUCUGCAUUUCCUGGAAUGCACCAGCUACGAACAAUCCCAUAUUUGCGGAAAUAGUUCCAGAGAAAUCUCGAACAAGUGUCUAUGCUUUGGACCGAUCUUUUGAAUCCAUCUUGUCAUCAUUUGCUCCCCCUGUGGUUGGGAUUCUGGCUCAGCAUGUUUAUGGUUACAAACCUAUUCCGAAAGGAUCAAGCGAAUCUGAAGAGAUAGCAACAGAUAGAGAGAAUGCUGCAUCAUCAGCAAUAGGAAUUCCAAUGGCUCUCUGUUGUUUCAUCUAUUCUUUCCUGUACUGCACAUACCCAAGGGACAGAGAGCAAGCUCAGAUGGAAGCACUAAUAGAAUCAGAGAUGCGAGAGCUAUUGUCAGAUAAUAUGCCUGAAGGUGGUGAGUCUCCUCAAGCUCAGUCAUCUGAAUUAGAAGAACCAUCUGUUAAGGAUAGAAGCAUUAUUGAAGUGGAAUAUGAAGGUGAGGAUGACUUUGAUCCUGAUGAAAAUGAUGAGAAGACUUCCCUUUACCGACAAUUGACAUUCUCUAAUUUAGGUGUAUAGUUCAGAAUGGUUACAGUGAUAAGAAGACAUUGGUUUCACGCAGUUAACAUUCUGAACAAGUUGAAGCUAACUUUAGUAUUGCUGCGAGGCUGCUUUACAUCAAGAUAGCCGUGAUGUGAGAGGAUUUGUCCAAUUUUUCGAUGACCAUGGUGUAGAUGGGAGCAUGUCCAAAUGAGAAGUCCUGCGCUUGUGACUGACCUGCUCUGGUCUUCCUCAGCCGGACAUACUCUUAAAAUGGAAAUGUAACUGACACUUACAAAUUCAAAGGUCUAAUCAUUGAAGCUAGGAUAUGUUAUACUCGAGUCUUGUGAUCAGUAUAUAUGCCAAUACAAAAAUUGAACAAUUGUUGGAAAUUAGAGUGGAUGAUACAUAGCAGAGGUUGUGCCAGCAGUUCCUUGUCUGGCUGAUCACAAGAUUA